Messenger RNA from Thermothielavioides terrestris NRRL 8126, 712 nucleotides. RefSeq lists its product as uncharacterized. The transcript has a single exon. The record is from RefSeq and is a predicted model, not a curated record. Bases 430 to 687 code for a protein of 85 amino acids. NCBI's taxonomy places the organism in Eukaryota, Fungi, Ascomycota, Sordariomycetes, Sordariales, Chaetomiaceae.
UCACAUUUUGCACUGCCAACACAAACCUGUAAACCCCACCUCCCAAUCGGCCCCAUUUGUUUACUUGGAUAUCGACAUCACCAGAAAAAGAGGAAAAAGCAGAAAAAGAGCGCCACGGCCAACCACGGACUGUGACACCACUCCAAGUCUUUUAACACCCACCCGGCUGCACGCGUUAGCUUUGUGCAUACAUUAACCCCCCAUAUACCCAACCCGACCACUGGCCGGCAACCCACUCACGGCCCAACACCCCACCUCUUUCUUGCAUCUGCAGUUUCCCGACACACCCGCCGCGGCCCCCCGACAGGAGAAGUCCACGCGCAGGACACACGGCGCCCAUUGCUUCUGCAUGGAGGAUAAUAAGAGCACCCCUCAGGUCUUGACCGUCGAGAUCCCCUCCGACAAGGCAGAGGUCGACGCCCCACAAGUAUGAACAUCCCAGGCGAAGGUGUCGAGUUCUGUCCCGUCCGGACGAACCCGCAUUGGUCCCAGACCCACUAUGACCGCGUCCAGUUCGCCGAUUUUAAUUAUGUGCAGGUAGCCCAGUAUGGGGAGGUCAAGUACUUCCAGCCGUCAGACUCGGAGGACGACAACGCGCCUGAGGUAGAUGCCGAUGACAACGGUGACGGUGAGUUCCUGGCGUCCACCGCUAAGGAGAGCUCCCUUACUGAUGGAUCCCGGUGCUAGAUGUGGAGGCGGAGGGCAAGCCCAC